Lolium perenne is the source of this 501-nucleotide messenger RNA. RefSeq lists its product as uncharacterized. NCBI's taxonomy places the organism in Eukaryota, Viridiplantae, Streptophyta, Magnoliopsida, Poales, Poaceae. The record is from RefSeq and is a predicted model, not a curated record.
AUGGGGUACCACGGAAUCAUGUUCAAGUACGACGAGAAGGAACAUGCUGACUUGCGUGCGAUGGCGAAAGCAGCCGUCGACCGUUCCGAUGGACAGCUUCGGGAGUUUGCCGGGAGGUCGUUUGUCACCGACGAGCUCAUGCAGUAUAUGGUGGAAAGGUCACCCUCGCUGACUACCCUUCGGCUUGUAUACUGCUGGAAGAUACACAAUUGGAAGGUCUUCAAUGCACAACUUGACGGUGUUAUAACAAAGUCACCUCUGAGCAAGCUCCGGUCCCUUGAACUUGACAACAUUGACCUCCUCGUGGAAGAACUAAUCGCCAUCCUUGAGAAUCGUCCGGUCCUAGAGGUUCUUACGGUGCGUGAUUGCUUAGGGAUGGACGAGGAAGACGAGCCGGUCCUGCGAGCUAAGUGUGCCCGUAUCAAGACCCUGACAUAUGACUGUGUUGGUGAGUGCAUUGGUGAAGACUGGUACGACUAUGGGUCUUGGAGCUAUGCAUGA